Messenger RNA from Aspergillus fijiensis CBS 313.89, 1992 nucleotides. Its product is annotated as MFS transporter. Lineage: Eukaryota; Fungi; Ascomycota; Eurotiomycetes; Eurotiales; Aspergillaceae. Gene Ontology annotation, biological process: transmembrane transport. The coding region runs from base 296 to 1783 and encodes 495 amino acids. Gene Ontology annotation, cellular component: membrane. Gene Ontology annotation, molecular function: transmembrane transporter activity. The transcript has 4 exons. The record is from RefSeq and is a predicted model, not a curated record.
AUCCAUCAUUCUCGGAGGCCGGUCUAUUGUCGCUGUCGACUUUUCUGGAACCCGAUAAGCAGAUAAGACACUCGACCUAUAUCAAAGCAGACACGCAUCCAGCCUAGCGUACUGCUUUGCCAUGCAGCUAAAUAGCUCGCAAUCGCACCUCUCUGAUUGUGCUGAGUGAGAUGAAGUGAUCUCCUCUCGCCCAACCCACUCUCACUCCUCUCCUGCCUGAGGGUGCUCCGGAGUGUGUGUGCUCAAUUGUCUGUGUUUUCCGAAUCAGUUGGGGCUGUCCAACUUCUCUUUCAAGAUGACAACCAAUUUACUCGGCGCAGAUGAGGCACUGGAGACGAGUUUACUCUUGCCAGGCCCUCGUGAGCAGUCAUUUCAAAAUAAAACCACGCCCAGAAGAUCGAAAUGGAUUCUCCUAUUUGUGUGCCUCAUCAUCGUUACUCUGGACUUUGGCGUUUAUCUUGCUGUCGCGCCGCAGCUGCAGAUAUAUGAGAACAUUAUCUGCCAGCGCAUGCACCCCGAAUUAUUCGCCAGCGCUUUCGGUGGACUGACAGCAACCACCCAACCGCUCUGCAAGUCAACUGACGUGCAAGGCAAGCUCGCUCUGCUGGUAGGCUGGCAGGAUACCUUCACUCAGCUUCCCGGAAUGAUCCUAGCUAUCCCAUUCGGUCUCAUGGCAGAUCAGGUCGGACGCAAACCUGUCAUCAUCAUCAGCCUUGCGGGUUUCCUCAUGCAGGAAUGCGCUAUUCGUUUCAUCUGCUGGAAUCAUACAAGCAUCCCACUUGAAGCAGUGUGGUUUGCACCACUGUUCCAGGUAUUUGGGGGUGGUAGCCAAAUCGCUAGCUCCGUUGCCUGGACCGUCAUUGCAGACGUCUUCCCAGUUGACCAAAGGGCAAAUGCGUAUCUUCUCAUGGCUGCAGCGAUGUUGCUUUCCCAGAUCCUCGCAGCCCCUCUCAGCGCUUGGCUGAUGUCCAAAGAUGUGUGGAUGCCAUCGUUGUUAGGAUUAGCGAUUGAGGUGUGCGGAAUCAUCCCUAUUUUCGCCUUACCAGAAACUGGACCGAAAGCAUCCAUCGGAUCGAACGAAGAUAUUGAGAGCGAAGCACAAGGACAAGCCAGCGAGCAUCCUACCGUGAGAUGGACGGCCAUUGUGCACUUGGUCCGAUCUCAGCUAAUCGAAGUGGUUGGGUUUGUCUGGGGCAACGCCAACACUUUAGCGAUCUUUUUCGCUUUCUUGACAUCUAGCAUUGGAAGCCAGGCACUUCAGUUCGUGCUGCAGUAUGCCUCCAAGCGUUUCAUGUGGAGUGUGGCCGAGGCUACAUUCCUCAUCAGCCUCAAAGGCGUAGUCAACCUUGUCGCCUUCAUUAUCAUACUGCCUCUGAUCUCCAGAAUACUUGGAGGUUAUCUCUCUCCGAUAAGGAGAGAUCUCCGAAUCACACACGGCAGUAUCUGUGUACUGAUGGCAGGAUUCGGUAUAAUGUCGGUAGCUGCUCAUCCAGCCCUUUUCGGCAUAGGUUUGUCUUUCUCGGCCCUCGGGUGGGGUUUCUACACGACACUUCGUAGUGUUGGAAGCGCCUUGGUGGCAGAAACCCAUGUCGGGCUCUUCAACACAACAAUUGCACUGGCUGAGGCCGUGGGGUCUAUGAUAGCUGGACCGCUUUUAGCAGCUCUUCUCAAAGCAGGAAUGGCGUGGGAGGGCGCAUGGAUGGGUUUGCCAUGGAUGGUUGCAACUGGUCUGUACCUGCUGGCCGGGUUAGCAGUCUCUUGCAUUCGUACUUCAGCCCACUAGAAUCUUGGUUAUACUUCAUUUAAUGCUUGCGCAUGAUGCAGAGAGUCCAGUCCCCCACUGCUUGCCGUCGUUGCUGUCCAGUGACAAGAGUGGCCCCUCUAAGUUAAUCACGGACUGCAUUGCUCCCCAACGGGCUGUAUCAAAUGGCGAUGACUUCUCUUUAAAUCGGGCGCCUUCUCUUUCGAUGGCAGCUUAUCCCUGCUGAUUGC